Molecule: messenger RNA, 1091 nt
Organism: Asparagus officinalis (garden asparagus)
Lineage: Eukaryota; Viridiplantae; Streptophyta; Magnoliopsida; Asparagales; Asparagaceae
Product: cyclin-A1-1-like
Exons: 1
Coding region: 1-888 (295 amino acids)
Biological process (GO): mitotic cell cycle phase transition; regulation of cyclin-dependent protein serine/threonine kinase activity
Cellular component (GO): nucleus; cytoplasm; cyclin-dependent protein kinase holoenzyme complex
Molecular function (GO): cyclin-dependent protein serine/threonine kinase regulator activity
Source: RefSeq, a predicted model, not a curated record
AUGGCCUCGAUACUCCCCAUCAAUCCCCAGCCCGCAAAAGCUCUUGAUUCUUCAACAAUGACUGAUGCAAGAGAGUUGACUGCAGAGGUUAGCAGCCUUCCGCAGGAUAUCUACAAAAACCUGCGCGCAACGGAAACCAAGAAAAGGCCCCGUACAGACUUCUUCGAAAGAGUUCAGAAACACAUCACUCUCGACAUGCGUGCAAUCGCCAUCGAUUGGCUCGUGCAAGUUGCAGAAGAACUCGAUCUUGGGCCAGAGACGUUACAUCUGACUGUCAAUUACAUGGAUCGUUAUCUCUCUGGCAACAACAUAAAAUGCCACCAACUCCAAUUACUCGGGGCUACUUGCAUGUUGAUCGCUUCCAAGCAUGAAGAGAGUGAUUUUCCAGAUGUCAAAGAAUUUUGUGAGAAGACUGAUGACAAAUAUUCUAAAGAAGCGGUUUUAGAGAUGGAAAUUGAUGUUUUAAAGCACCUAAGGUUUGAAUUAACAGCUCCGACUGCCAGGUGCUUUAUAAGCGAAUUGGUACAUGUUGCUCGUGGAACAAAACUGAUGGAGUUCCUUGCAAAUUAUAUUUCAGAGCUAUCACUUCUUGAAUACCACAUGCUUCGUUAUUAUCCGUCUAUGAUUGCAGCUGCCUCAGUUUUCCUGGCUAACUACAUGAUUCAGCCGAAGGAGCAUCCUUGGUCCGUGACACUGGCUAAUUACUCACAAUAUCAAUCGCAUGAGUUGUAUGAAUGUGUCAAUGAUCUGAUUAGGAUCUUAUGCCGUGGUGCUGUUACAAACCUUCAUGCAAUUGGGGAGAAAUACAACGCAUCCAAGUACAUGUUUGUUGCCGGCUUCUGCUUUUCACGGAUACCUUCACGGUAUUUCUUUAAUGCAAACAAUUAGGCACAGAAGAAAAGUACUUAGUUAUGUUUUCUAUUAAUUGAUGAUGAAUUUGUUAAAUAUAAAAGAAAAUAAUUUAUGUUAUUGCGAUCUUUUAUAUUUGGUAAUGUAUCUAUGAAUAGUUGGUAGUGCAUAUACCUCCUCCUUUCCUACCUAGUACUAUUUAGACUUUUCUAUCAGGUUUCCUAUCAUCACCUAUAUUAAUG